This is a messenger RNA of Xyrichtys novacula (pearly razorfish), 23414 nucleotides long. NCBI's taxonomy places the organism in Eukaryota, Metazoa, Chordata, Actinopteri, Labriformes, Labridae. The record is from the annotation of a GenBank genome assembly.
AUGGAAGCCUUGGGGGUCUGGCGCAGGUAAAUCCUUAUAUAUUGACUCUAUCACUCAGAUAAAAAACUGGUUUCAGGGCAAAACAUCAGCAUGAAAAGGACUGUUUGAGUACAGUUGGCUGAAUAAAUUCACAAGGAGAGCUUGGGGGGAGAGUAUUUAGCCUUUAAAGAGAUAUAAUCAGCUCAGCAAAUUGUCUCUCAGAAUAUCUAAUCAAAUGUGUUGGGACUUGCUGAUAUUUUGAAUAAUUUUGUCAGGGUGAAAAAUAACCUUACUGAAGAAUUACAUGUUUGGUUACAAUUGAAGUGUGCUUGCUCUAGCAGCAUGUGAUAGUAACUGGUCAAACUUACUUCAUCUGCAUGUGGGAAGGAUGGCAUUAGAGUUGGUUCACCCAUGAGGAAGGAAAAAGAGUGGGAGAGAAACUCUGUGGGCAGGCCUUUUGUGUUCGGGCCAAGGGCGGGCAGAGAUUGGCAAAUGGCAACAGAUUUGAGGAAACAGCUGAUAAUCCCACAGGAAACACAGAGCACUGCUUUAAUGGAGGCUGUGGUCAGAGGUUCAGUGAAUUAUUUAUUUAGUAAAGCUGACAGUGCCAUGUGAGGAUUUGGUCGAUGAAACUUAAAAGGAAAAUGCCUUGGUGUACCAAGGCGGGCAAGGCUGUGUUGGAUUAGAAAGAGAGAGUGCCACAUGGGGAACUGAUGCAGACUUAAGAACAAAACUUAGUGGUUCAAGUGAGAACCUGGAAGAUCUAAAGCCUGGAGCAGCACAAGGCGAUGGAAUGAACAUUAAAGGGCAAAAUUUGCAAUUAUAAAUUGGACUCAAAGGCUGGAGUGAUAUCAGCUGUCUCAUAUUCAGGGUAGGUGGCAGAUAUAUAUGACACUUCUUCUGUGCUGGUUUUAAACAAAAUCAAGCUCUAUACAAAGUGUCUUUACCCAGAGUUCCUAUUUCAUAAUGCUUUUCCUGAACUAUUACAUGUCACUAUCCCAUUACGCCAAAUAUGUCAGGUUAUAAAAGUGCAAGUCCCUUCUGUUUGUCUCGAAUUCAGCUCAUUAUUUUGUUUUUUCUGCCAUGAAUUUUACUGUUUUUGUUUUCCUUUCUCAAGCAGUUGUCACAUGUUUCUGUUAGUAGUGUGAAGACCAAAAACGGAGCAAAAAAGGACUUAAUAUUAAACUUAAUGAACUUACAAUUAAAUGAAUACUGAUAUCACAUGUUGGGUUUGUAAAUUGCACAUAACUUCUAGAACAAUUGUAUGCUAAGGUUCUCAUAUGUAAGAGUCCUUAGUUUCAAUCUUGCCCUCCAAACAUUUCAAUUCACAGGUGGGACAUACUGUAGGACUUCUCACUCUUAGACAAUCUGCAGAGCAAGUGUGAGGCAUUGCAGGUUUCCUCACACGACAGACAAAGAUUGAAUUAUCUACCAUAUGUAAGGCUCUUUUAAGGGUAAAAUAAGCUGAAAAGUUAGAAAUAUUCUUGGGUGGCUAAAAAUAUACUUUGGCGGGCCUUCCAAGUCUUCAUGCAGGGAACAUUGCAGUGAGGCAGACUAUUUAUUCAUGUUUUACAUGUUCUUUUAUCAACAGUUUUUUGGUUCUUUACAUUUCAUGUGAAGGUUUUAUUUGGCACCAUCACUGAAUGGAAAGUUCUGUCUUUUCUGUGCUUGACUUGGGCUUCGACCUAAGCACAAUGCAUACAGUAUUGUUUGCACCAAGUCAGUUUGUAUGAGCACACAUUUCUGCACUCAAGUCUUCCCAGUAGGUUGCCAUGCUUCAUAAAACACAUGCCAGAGUUGAUAAAAAAAUGUUUCAGAAUUUUUUCAUCAACAUUAAAACAUGGAAAAUUGCUAAUAGUGCUCCUUUAUGCAUGGAGUUCCUGCUAUUUUACUUAAGUCACGACCACUCAUGUUGUAAAGUUUUGACCUCUGGAGUUUAAAAACACUAUAGACAGUUGCAGCCGAAUAGCUCAAUGACAGAAUGAUACAGUCUGAUAACUUCUGACAACAGGCAAGAACAACAUUAUUUCACCAAUGCUUGCAUUGUCCUUUUCUUUUUUCCUGCAAUACAAGGCAUGUCUUCCCUUUCCCUGUAGGUGCACAUUUGGAACUUGGUACUGCUGCAUAAUGGGUUACAAAGCGCCAUCCAUGCAUUGCGUCUUACGAUGCCUGUGCUUCAUGCUUCUCCAUAUGUUUAGUGCAGCUCAAGAUGAAGACUUAAGAAGUAAGAGUUCUUCUGUCUUCAUUUUCUCACACUUUUUUAUGCUAUUUGUCCAUACAUUUAAAACUUUACCAUGCAUACAACUGGCAAAGGUGAUUUCAUGUACUGUAUAUGCAUUUCAUUCAAUGUUUUCCACCAAACUACGUGCAUGUCUGAUUGUAAAUAUAAUCCUUCACUGCUGAUUGUUUAUUUCCUGUCUACCUCAGGUUGUAGGACUGCACCCUGUGAUUUAGUCUUUAUUCUAGACGGCUCAUGGAGUGUUGAAGAUAUCAAUUUUGAAAUAGUUAAGCGAUGGCUUGUCAACAUAACAACAAGCUUCAACAUCGGACAGAAGUUUACCCAGGUUGGCGUUGUCCAGUACAGCGAUGACGCCGUUUUAGAAAUACCUCUGGGGAAGUACUUCUCCACCAAAGACCUCAUCAGAGCCAUGGAGUCCAUUGAAUACAUGGGGGGCAACACAAGGACAGGGGAAGCCAUUCAGUUUGCGACAGACAAACUGUUCGGCCUUUCUGAGCGCGGGCCAUCAGGUGUUUCCAGAAUUGCUGUCGUCCUCACAGACGGAAAGUCGCAAGAUGAAGUCAUGAAAGCAGCAGAGGCAGCGAGGAAAAAGGGAGUUAUUCUGUUUGCAAUUGGUGUUGGGUCAGCGACAGAGGAGGCCGAGUUAAAGGACAUCGCAAACAAGCCGUUUUCAACUUAUGUGUUCUCUGUCGAGGACUACAAAGCUAUUUCCAGGAUCAUACAAGUCAUACGACAAAAGCUGUGUGAAGGUAAGCACCUGAAGAUCAGUGUCUGGAGCUUCACGAGCUCUUCUGUUUAAAUAUUACAUUUAUGACAAUAUCAGAGGGAUUUCUUCACCCCAAGCCCUCCCUUCUAGAUGCUUUACAGAAUUUUACCCAAGACCGCAAAUGUGAAUCUGUUCAUCUAGACAUUUCAUAGACUCCCACCUGCAUGGCACCUACUAGAGUGCCUGUUAUGUGUCCUAGUGAGCCAGUACAUCAAUGAUCUUGGCAAUCCACAGCCAGUUAGAGGGCAUGGUGAUGGCACCCUUCACAUUGCUCCUCUCUACUUCACUGCUUUCCACUUUUUCAUUGAAGUUGAUGCCAAUACAUUCUUGAAACUUGCUGUGUGGAUACUAACUCAAAAAUCUCUUUGGUAGAGCCUAAAACUCCCUCCUAAAACAAAGAAUAUUUAGUAUCAUACAGACAAGCUCCAGCUGUAUCUAACAACUGAGAGAGAACAAGUCUGGACAGUGACCUCGACUGGUUUUUGGGAGGUUGUUAAACUGUGAAAACUGCCUCUGACAAUUGAAUGUGUCUCCAGUUUGUGCUGUUAUUCUUUUUGUCUCUAUGUUUGACUGUUUUUCUAUUUAACUUUGUUGUCGUUUUGCAGAAACGGUUUGUCCAGCAAGAAUUCCUAUAGACUCCCGGGAUGAGAAGGGUUUUGACAUUUUGUUACAUUUGAAUUUGGCUAAAAAAGCAAAGAAGACAAAAGGAGCAUUUUACGGCUCCAAAGCCUAUGAAGUGACAUCUCGUCUCGACUUGAGUGAAGCUACAAGGUAAUCCAUCUUAAAUGAUUUUGUCCUCAUCAUCACCAGUGUGUUAACAAGUUAAACUGACUGACUUUUGAAUCGUCACCCAGAAACCUUUUCCCUGAUGGUCUGCCUCCGUCGUAUGUGUUUGUGGCCACAAUGAGGUAUAAAGGAUCAGUGGCAACGGAGGAGUGGGAUUUAUGGAGGAUACAGACACGUGACGGGAAACCUCAGAUGGCGGUGACUCUGAAUGGACAAGAACGCACCGUCAAGUUCACAACAACGAGCAAAACGCCAAGUGGGACUCAGACGGUUACAUUUUCACAACAAACAACAAAGGUGUGGUAACACUUUGUUACAUCUUUAUUACCUGGCUGUGUUAAAUACUUGAAUCCGAUUGGUUAAAACCAUUUUGACAUUAGAUUCUGUCUUACAACCCAUGUAAGAACAGCAGGGCUAAUGGGUGCAUUGUGAAACUGCAGAUCUGUACAAAAUAACUGAAACCAUUGUACGUAGUGACAAUAGCAACAGUGUGAAAAGUUUUUAAAGAUGUGCCGAUUGCAAACAAUAAAAGAAAAGAGAGCUGAAUGCCUACAGAAGUAAACACAAAUUCAUUCCUUGGGGAUCUUUGCUGCUGCUCGCCCCGCCUUGGCUUUUCCUGUUUACACAUGCAAGUGAGGGCAGAUGUGCUCUCCCUGCUUGAGGCUUUGGCACAUCAAAUAUGCAUGUGAAAGGGCAGGGAGUUCUCAGAACUUCUUGCAUGCAAAUGAAUUGUUUUCUUUGGCUACAGCAGCUCUGCCUGAAUUGGAUUAUCUAUGCACUCUUGUAGUCUCUAAAAACAGAAAAACUAGUUCCUAUUUUGUAAGUUUAUAUGAAUGCCCUAUCAAGUCAGACCAAACUUGUAAUGAGUCGGCAAAACGUUAGAACACGGUUUGCUCUUGCUAUGCUAAUCUGUUGAUGCCAAGAAACAUGCAUCCUGAAUAUAUCAUGUUUUGCUGAUGAAUGAUACCAUGCAUUGUUGAAAGUUAUGAUCAUAAAUUGCUAUAAUCUUAGAGUGACCUAAGAAGCAUGUGAAUGCAGGGUGUGGUUUUGUUGCAAAUCCAUUGCAUUAUAGGAAAUAAAGGCUGUAGCAUUGUUGGAUCCUUACAAAUUGUGGCGAAUCAAAUUUGUAAUAACCACGGCUUUACUGCUUCGAUUUACCCGUUCUUAUUUGAGAGCUCCAUCUUGAUUGAAUUGCAAAACUAUAACCUGCUAUGUUUAAGUUCAAAUGUAUCGUGGUUCAAACUCAAUAAAUCUAGAGCAGACCUGAUGUGCUGAAAACAUUUAGGGGGUUGUGCUGAGAAAUAUCCAACUUACAAGAUGUUUUAAAAUGCAUCUUAAAUCUUACACCCAUAAGUCCUUCCUAAAACAGGCGUUUUCAUGGUUAAGAUGUCAACAAGAAUGUGUGUAACAUGCCUAAGUAACAGCACAUCAACAAAACUAUGAAAACAAAUGUGAAGUUCAUGCAGGUUUCGUGUAAUGGGCUCAAAAACAUAUGGUUUUCCUUUUUUCAAUAUCUGACUCACUUACAACAGUACACCUCGGAGGUCAGUGCACUUCCAUUCAGCAGCAUGUAACAAUUUGCCAAACCACACUAAUCCUCCUAUUCUCACAUCAGUGCAGCUUGUAUAAACUUGUAGGGCCAUAGACAUCAUUUAGAAAAGUAAAAGCUGCAGCGAUAAAGUGAAUGUACUUGUAGAAUUAGCUCAGCCGAACAACUAAAACUACUUAGACAAAGACUUUCUAAGCUUCAGUUCAAAUAAAAGCUGCAGGAUGUUUGUUACAUGCUGGCUCUAGGAAAGUUAAAUUACAGCGAUCACAGCCCACACUAUCUGAUCACUCACUCUUGAUUCUAAUGUGGCCAAAAUAUUACAUGUAAUUGCACACAAAUAUUCCUUGACGUAAUAAAUGUUGUAUGAAUCAGAUUUACUUGUUUUGAUCCUGUUUUAACACACCAAACUGCCCCAUUUACUUGCUCCCACUGCUUCCUGUUACAAGCAUUUACAUUCAAUUCAAGGGGAAAGACUUUGUGUUUUUUUAUGCUAUUUUGUUCACCAAUUUUCCAUUAUGCAUUGUAUUAACAACUACUUCCUGUUUUUUUUUUGUGACAAAAGAAACUGUUUGAUGAAAAAUGGCACCAGAUGCGGCUACUGGUCACUGAGGAGGAUGUGACUCUUUAUGUCGAUGACCUUGAAAUUGAGUCCCUAUCCUUGGAGCCCCCCGUUGGCAUUUUCAUCAACGGAAAAACCCAAGUUGGAAAGUACGUCCAAAAGGAUACAACAGUGCCAGUAAGUUUAACAUCAAUAACCCCUUGCUAUUAAAUUAACUGAUGUUUGGUUCCCAGGAAAGUAACACAGCUCUACGUCAACUUGACUAUAGAAAGAGGGAACAGUUUGUUUAAUGAACUCGACACUGAUACAUGAUUUAUACAGGAUCACACAGAACUGAAGUUUAUUGCUGCCCCCUUAGAGACGUGUUUAACCCUGUGGGUCAAUAAAUCCUUGGCAAAUUGAGCUUUUUUCCACAAGUUCUUCUUAAUCUUGUUUUUAUUUGUCUCAAUUGGCCCAUUUUUUUGCCAAAGUUAAAAAAGACACUAAUGUGCCAUGUUGUUAUUUGCUGUGCAGCAGUUUUUUUAUGGUGUGCAGAUCUGAGAGCAUUGCAGUAAAUUUAUACAAUAUGUAACAUCAUACUAUAACAAUUAUCGACAUUCCAAAGCAACUAAUGUCCUUAUUAAUUCAUGGAAACACAAUUUCUGAUAGACUAUUCCAAAAGAAAGACCAAUCUCCAGCUAACAUGUAUAGCAUUACUUAAGAUGGGAUCACAGAGUCUCGGUAAAGGAUGUCUAGUCUAGAAGUACAAGUGAGCACUGCCACUCUAUCGUGCUUCAUUCCUGCUAGGGGUGUCCCGAUAUAAUACCAAUAUCGGAUAUCGCUCUGAUAUAAACAAAAAAACUAAAUAUCAGAUUAUAUCAGCCUGCAUCAAAAAUCUCUGAUAUCAGCACACUCCAAUACAAGCAGUCCAUUCCAGACUCCACUCCAGCGCCUCUAUCUAGCAGCACCCAGAUCCAGCAUGCAGAGCCCACAUGAUCAUAACAACAGUAUAUACUAAGGUACUAACCAUGUAGCAAUGAGUAGGAGUGAUGUCGGCCCUGUGGCAGUAUUUUUCAUAAAAGUCCAAAAAAGACGUUGCAGCAGAGUGCAAAACUUAUCAAGCACAUGUUUGUAUUGAUAUCGCAUCAAUAUCAGUAUCGAACAAUACUGAAGGCUACAAUAUCGGUAUCGUAUUGGAGGUAAAAAAGUUGUAUCGGGACACCGUUGAUCCCUGCACUGGUCACACAAAUCUCCUGUCAAAUAUUUUUCUACCAGAGCUUUAAGAUCAAGUUGUUAAGCAUUCAACUGGUAUUUCUAUGAUACAAAAGUUUAACACUGCAUAUCUUUCAUGGCACGUUAUUGUUGUCCUUCUUUAAAAAAUACUUCCACACAUCACUUUUCCUGAUCAUGACUGACAUGGUGCCUGAACCUGUAAGCUCACCGAGUUGAUACUUUAGCCAACAACAACACGUGCCCGAGUCGUGUAACGAUACUUUGAGUGAUGACGGCAACAAGUGCUGGAUUACUAGAGUCUUUAUCCUUGAUUGACACGAACCACAGUUUACACACUUGUGUGAGUUUAACUUGUGGAAUUAGAAACAGAUUUUCAUGUCUGUACAUCACAAUGGCCUCAAAGCAAUUUCAAACACCAACAGACCGGACCUGGCGUACUUAUCAGGUUUAAACCUCGCUGCUUUCACCCGGGGAAGGUAAACUUUAUUGUUUUGCAUUGAUCCACCACAUCAAUGUUCUCAAAAGGCUGGAAAUAAUGUAAAUCAUAUGUGAGGAUUUCGUUCUGCUCUGAUUGUUACUGAAGUGAGACCGUCUAGAAGACUUUCUGGAGCCAUUUUACCACCAACAUCAACAAAAUUCCAAAUAAUGGAAUAACAGAGUAACGCAGAUGCACAACACUUCCAACACUGAGGGAGGUCUGGCAGCAUGUAUGCUCAACGUCCUUUAGCUGCUCUACAAUAGCAGUCCCACUUCAUUGGUUUCAAAGCACUAAUAAAACUGGACUAAAUGCUGCAAAAUUACCCCAGUUUAGGACUUGUUAUGUGAACUUGUUGGGAACCGCCAACAGUGGAUCUUGUGUUUUUAACCUAUUGUUUUUCUUUCAUCAGUUUGAAAUUCAAAAGCUCCGCAUCUACUGUGACCCAGAGCAGAACAACCGAGAGACCGCAUGUGAAAUACCUGGAGUCGUAAGUGCUACAGUCUGCUUGGCACCGAACUUGUUUUUCAGUCCAGAGAUAACGUCUUCUCACCUACUUCUCACCUUGUCAAACUACAUCUGUUUUAGCUCACAAACACACCGCAAUUUCAUCGUCAGUUAACUCCACACCUCGUCCUACACAGCAUCUAAUGUUUUUCGAGCUUCGUAGUACAUCAUCUUGGAUCACUGCAGAUUUGUGCAGCGAAAGUGUAAAUGCAGCAUGUUCAUUGAGAGUCACAUCUGUUACACAUUUGUGCACAAGAUAAUUUAUUGGAGAAGAAGUUAAACUUUUUGCAUACAGUGCAUUUUUUUAUUGUAUUCUGGCUCCAACUGUGUUUGUGAGGCAGUGGUGCUUUAUGUUGGCCAUGAAAUUUUUACAACCACAAGCCAACUUGUUUUUUUUUUUGUGAGGCUGUGGGGUAAAAAUUUGAAGAGGCAAAGUCAGAAGCCUGAAAUUGAACAUGACUGGCAAGUACCAGUGUCUUCUGCUUUCUCUUUCUCUGGAUGAAGCACAGCAUUUGAUUUAAAAACAUUAAGACAUCAAGUUUACAGACUUUAUUUGGAUAGAAUUUAGUUUUCACUACUUAGAAUUGAAUUUAGGGAAACUGACAAUCAUUUCUUGAUCUUUUCUUUUCCAAAAAGUUCAGACAUGCUGAAAAAACACUGAGGGGAUCUGCCCAGAUUAGAAAUGCAUCUUGACUGCUGCUGAUAAUGAACAACUGCUUUAUCCUAAUAGCACUUAUAGGUGUAUUUUGCUUUGAUCCUUACUCUCUGGUCUUGUCUACAAGAGCUUUAUUUUGUUGUUACAGUGCUCCAAUAGUCCUGAUUAUGAGGAGCCAACUCAAGAACCUUGUGCUUGUCCUCCUGGACCCCCUGGACUUCCAGGUCUAAAGGUCAGUUGUUUGUAAAAUCCUUCAUGUUUUGUCAUUACAUUGUCUUAUUUGUGGCUUGUUUUGUACCAUUAACCACAGUCCAAGCAAAAUGAGACUGCAGAAAUCAAACAAACCAAUGCACACAUCACACUGAAAGAUACCAGGGAACAAUGCGGGGGCUUUACUCCGUACAGCUUGCCUAGUUCAGACAUUUGUUAAUCAUUUAUUAUUCAAAAAUUUGCCCCAAACUGGAGAAUGACAAAGAGUCUUCUGUUGGAGAGAAAGAGCACAAACUCUUUUCUUGUAGCUUGAAGGAGAAAUGUUUGCUGGAUUCCCAGGUGAUGUCUAAAUGCCUCUCUGUGUCUAAUAAGUGACAAGCACAUGCGGUUACACUUUACUGACAAGUCAAGUCCAACUAAAGCCCUUACAGCCCGUAAACACAAGCUUCCUUUAUGCCAGAAACUUUGCUGUGUGGGCUGUUUUGCACAUUCAAAUGCACAGUUACCUACUGAUCAUUUUCAGUUUUACGAAUUAUGGAAACACCAAAAAGCCUCUUUUCCUCCUGUUGGGCUAAUUGUGGCUUGCCAUGAUCAUGAUGACUCAGUCCUGGUUUUUCUUUCAAGAUCCUGUUGAAUUGUACUGUUUUCUUAAAGCAAACCGGACCAAUGCCAACAUAAACACUGGUUAGAAUGGAAAAGUACCAAAUUGGGGAGUAAAACCUAUGUGUUUGUCUUUAUUGAUCACAUGGAAUUAACCAAAUAAUAGGAGCCCUAGUCUUAAAAGCCUUUACACAAGGGCCUAAGAGAGAUAUAACCUUAGCAACAAGCCUUUUCUGAAUAAAACCUUCAUGGGUUCGGGUGUAUUUGUGUUUAUAAGAUCCCUGCUAUGCUUUAACUACAUUUUAUAAUAGACCCAAAAUGCUGGGACUGUUGCUGGCUUGCAGAUGUUCCUUAUAACCCCACAUAGAGCGUCUUACAUCCUCCUGGCUUGCUCUGCACAGUUCAGGGAGAAAUACGGUCAACACUCCACGCCUGAGAAAGAAUAUUGUUACCAGAGAUGUUAUAAAUGGGUUAUUUAAUACAGCUUUGAGAUUGCAUGAUGAUUUGUUUUAGAUACACAAUAUUAAAUGUCCUCACUCCCUAUUUUUUUUAGGGAGACCAAGGAAACAGUGGCAAACCUGGACAGCCUGGACCUGCUGGUGCUGAUGGUAAGCCUGUGAGUACUACAUAGUUCAAUAUACAAACAUACAGAACACAACCUCCAGCAACCCCACAGCAGCUUCCACAACAUCUGAAAAAAGGCCAAAACCAGUGAAGUUGAUGUAUCCCAUUAGGUCAUGACAGUUCCUGCUUGUUAAUGCUAUGUGGUCUGGACUGCUUUAGUAUGUUAAGCAACUGUGGUAUAUACUCUUUUGGACUCAUUUUCCGAUGGGUAAAUACAAAACAUCUCUGGUGUACCACUGGUGGCAGGAGAGUGGUGAUUUUGUGUGAUGAAAAGCAUCCAAAAGUGAACCACAUGUUGUACAGCAUGAUCAAAAACUCAAGAAAGAAUCCACCCUUCAGGCUCAAAUCAAUUAAAGGACAUGCAAACAGAUGAACGGGUUCAAAUGUUUAACCAAACGUUUCUUUCUCAUGUCUUCUUUAAUUUUUAAGGGUAACCCUGGCAUACGAGGAAGUCCAGGGCUGCCAGGCCCACCAGGAAUAGAGGUAAAGGAAAAUUAAAUGAUUUAACUGCGAUAUAAAAUUCACCACGGAAAAGAGAGAAUUUGAAUUUAUUUUCCUGUCUUACUUCCUUAAGGGAAAACGGGGGCCAGAUGGGAACAAAGGCGAGCAAGGGAGGCCUGGUGUUUCGGUAGGAAGGUCAAAAAACACUUUUUCUGGUGCAAUAGAAUUCACUAUGAAGCUGCAGCACUUACUAAUGACUCCCAAUGAACAACUCUGUAAUACAAGUCUGUUCUUUCAGGGUGAGAGGGGUGCGCCUGGAUUACCAGGACAGCCUGGAAAACCAGGACAGAAGGUGAUGAUGUUUUAAUCUUCUGCUUAUUGAGAUCUAAACAUCUAGAUAUUGUUCAUUCAAGCACCUUAAGUGAGGAAAAUCACUCGAAGUACUGAAUGCCCAAAGACUGGAAGAACCAUUUCCACAGAAUUAAGAACUUGACUGUUUUACAGGACAGGACUCCCAUUGCAUUGACAAGGUUAAUCUGUUUUUAUGGGAUCAAAUGUGGGAUUAACAGGAAGUUCCUGCUAAACACAUCAGUUUGAGCCAUUUAAACAUUGUUGCAUCAAUCAGGCUAGAAGCCAUAUGUUAUGAGUAUAAAGCUAGAUCCUGAGGGAGAUGAAAAAGUACAGCCUCAGCAGUAUGGAAGGAUGAGAGCAAGAGGGCCAUCAGAGACUUUUAAAACUCUUCAUAUUUCCUGGCUUUUGUUCUGCCCUUUCCUUGAAAGCUCAAAGAGUUUGUGGUUCUUUGAUAUUUUUCAGGAAGACAGUGCUGCAUCUUUUUUCCAUUCGUGUUAUAUAUUUCCCCUUGCCUGCGUCUUGUUUCUUUCCACCCAAUUACAGUAAAAGAAGACAUACAUUAAUGUUAAGAGUAGACUUCUGAAUCAAAACCAGUGAAGAUGAGCAUGAUUCCUUCUCUGUAAGACUCUAGGAUACAUAAAAAGUCUUAUUAGGUCCAGAAUAAGAGUUUAGCUGUCCUCUUUGUCCUUAUGUCAAGUUGCAGUAAAUAUUUUUGAAGUGUAACAAGUUAGGGCUGCAGGCAGGCAAGUGUAGAAGCUGGAUUCUUUGGUUACAGAGCCAUGCUGUUGUGAUCUGCACAGAAUAAGGUUCGACUCUGUCUUGCUGUAAUAUGCAAGGUCUUAACUGAAUAAGGGGUUGUCUGCAGGGAAUCAUAAGUUGUUUCAAAAGCUGUAAUUCAGCAUUAAUGGCAUGGUCCUAAACGUGUAAGCAAUUCACGCCCUGAGCACUUAUGCAUCCUCAUACCAUCGGGGAUGCUGGCUUGUCAGCUUUGUACUAAUAACAAUUUGGGUGGUCCCCUUCCUUUGGACACUAUCAAUGAUUUCCAAAACGAAUGUCAAAUUUUAAUUCUUCAUACCUUAGGAAAGUUUUAUGCUUCACCUCAGUCCAUCUUUGGAGCUAGUGCAGUGAUUUCCACUUCAGAGCCAGGACUGUUUUUAAUGUAGUGUUACUUGAAGACCCAAAGAUCACAGACAUUAAGUAUUAGUUCUCAGCCUGGUCUCUUUUGUACAGAGAUGACUCUGGGACAAGGCAAAGAAAAUAUCAAAUAUACAAAACUGUUUAAUAUUCUAUCAGUAAAAGAAACUUGAUAGGUCAAUCUUAUCAUCUUAAAAUAUCUAGCCUGAAAAUCAAUCAAAAAACCCUCCAAGCAAUGUAAUGUUAAGACAUAAACAGUAUUGAUAUUGACGGGGGUAAGCCACAGCAAGUGAUGCAGGCUAGAACACAUUCAGAGAAUUCAACAAUGUGUAACAAGGCGUAAGAAUAUGAGUCCCAGAAGGAAAACCCCUGCUACAGCUGCUAAAAUCAAAAGUUAAAGAGAAGCAAAUUAAUCCAAUGAUCCAUACGCUCCAUCAGUUUUAACUUCCUGAGAACUAGAACGCUCUCUGCCUCAGUUACAGACAAUUCAAAGUGAAGCCCUGCAGCUAUAUCUCAUACUAAAACCAUCCAGAAAGCUGUGAUAGCUUUGAUGUUGAUCUGAACAACAUUUUGCAUUCAGCUUUACUUUAAGUACAGUGAGGUAAUGCAUCCUGUCGAGAUGGCAUCACCUCUUCUUCUAUCCCUAUCAUCCUACCUUGUAAUCAGUGUGACCACAGGAAGCCCUCACCAGGAACAGUUCAAGCAGCUGAUGUCAUUUUGAAAAUGGUCUCAGCUGUCUGCAGACGCACAUCUGCACCUGGAGCCAUUCUUUCUGUACCUUGUGUCCCCUUUGUUGGAGUUUGACUCAGAGGUCCAAGACCUCUACAGUACUGCCAACAUUCACUCAACUCUGAGUUUAGAUGUCCAAAAACACAAAGACCAAGAUCACAACCGUGGACUGCACUGCAAAGAAUUGGUGUGGAUUUACUUUAUUUAUUACAAUUCCAUCUAAUCCCUACAACAUGAGCCCCUCAAGGCUUUUACUGCUUUACUGAGGUGCUCUUUUUAAAAGCCUGUAAUGAAACAUCUAAUCAGUGUAAUGGUCCGAGGCCUCAUAAAUGAGGAGAUGAGUGUUGAGAAGAGGCGCACUGUUAGUGAUUUUCCAUCACUUCCCACAUGGAAAAGAACAGCCAAAUUACAUCAAGAAAAAGCUUUAAAUUACCAAUCAAAUCAGUUCUACAAAUUGGUAAAAUACUAAUAGUAUUUUAGGUAAAUUUAUUACUUUGGGCUGCACUGACGAUGGUACUUUCAAACUAAAUGAACACAUACACACAAAGUGCUUAACACAUUUAUCAACAUAACCAAUCAUAGCAUCUGUCUUACAAAGUUGAUUGGUUGGUGAAGGAUUACCCGGUUGUUCAGUGACUGCCAGGAUUUGUUUCUUCUCCACAAUUGCUCUUGACAAAGUUGAAAUUGGAAGUCCCAUCUCUUCUUGAUUACGAUCGGACACUGAGAAAGAAUUAAGGUUGACAUGUCGGGCGGUUCUCCAAAAGUGGGAUUAUUUUUAGCUGAGAACACUGUGAAGACAGCAAACCAAAAAACAGCUGUUGUCAAAGGUGUUUUGUUCCCAAGCUGAGGGCUGAAAACAAUAAACCACAUUUGGUUCUGUAAAGAAAAUGGGCGCUGCCAGUGAUGGAGAUGCUGUUGGUGGACACGGGACUGAUGUGUUGAGUUAAGUCAACAUUGGAAUUCUAACAAGCUUGCGAUGGCAAUGCCAAAUUGCUGAUGUUGUGCAGCUGUGCCAAAUGUGAUGUGCAAGAUGUAAUCUUCUCCUUGUGCACUCUUGGUUUUGUGUGUUAGCCUGCUAAGUUUUGCUUGAAAGCACCAAAUGCAAACUACAGCCGACAAAGGUGAAAAUAUCAUAAUUCUUCAUGUAUUAUUAAGCAAAUUUGAACAUCAUUAUUAUUAUUUUUUCUAUUGUAAGACCACCCAUGGGUGUCCACUCCUCUCCCUGGCAAGAUCUAGAGAUUGCAAACAUGUAAUGUCUGCUAAAUUAAGUCAGCAGUACAUCAUUCAAGCUUAAUAGAGGGAGACGGAUUGUUUGCCAAAAACCGGCUGUUUGUGUAAUCACAGUUUAACGCUGGCACUCGACCACAGUCACUUAUCGCCUUUGCGGAAACAUUUCAUUCAAGUCUUUAUUAAGUCUGUGCUUUUUAUCUUUGUCAUUCAUGAAUUGAGACUAUUCUAUUGAGAAGAAUUCAUUUUGGCCAAAAUUAGCCUUUCAAAUUGGAAACCCACUGCAUGGCUUAAAGAGUAAGGGUGCCUGUUAGUGAAGGCUCCCUAUCCAAUCUUCCUACUAAGAGCAGACUUUCCUGCACACCUGAGAAAUGCAAACAAAGCAGUCACCGCUUUACUACUCAUGUGAACAGCUGUUGAUGUUUCAAGCUAAUGUAGUAAGCCCUGGCACUGGACACAAUUCAACAUUACAGUCAACCUUACUACACUGUUGGAAUAAUUAAAGGAAAAAAACGUGUGGCACCGGGUUCAGCUCAGUGCAUGCUCCAUAUACAAUAGUUGUAGUCCUUGGUAGUAGUAGUAGUCACCAAUUUGACUCCCAGCCACAACCCUUGGUCAUGUCAUACUCACUCUCUCCUCCACAUUUUCUUUCUUCAGCUUUCAUGUCCAAUAAAAAAAAUGCAAAAUGCCCAUGAAUUAAAUCUUUGCAGGUCAAGCUCCACUACUUCAAGCAUGUCUGCUACUAAAACUCUUUUGCCAUUUAGCUGUUUUGUUGUGGACUAAACUCCACCAGAAAAGAGGUCAAGGCUGGAAAGAUUCUGAUAUAUGUUUUGACACCGAUUGAACACAAACACAUGUUCUUGACUGAGGAAACUGUUCAUGCUUUGACCAAAAUUUAUAAUUAGAAAGAAAUAGUUCCCAAAGGAAGCAACAAUGUUUUCACCGGAAAAAGAAGUGAAGCCAGUCAGUGAUAAGAACUUCAUUUGGCUGUGUGUGCUUGAGUUAAUGGUCAUAAUGUUCAGUGAAGUCAUGUCCCGCCUUGUUCCACUUGCUGUUUUGCAAUUCUGAAAUAUGACAGUGCAGUCGAGCGUCAGUCCACUGAGCUCUGGAGUUGCUCCACAGGGGCUUGAUCAACAUCCAGUUUCAGGUCAACAAGUGCAAGUUUUUAAAUGCCAGGAUGACGCAGAAAAAAUAUGACUAACAUAAGUUUUAGUCCAGGAGGUUGCUCAAAUCUUUGUCUCUCCAAGAGUUUUGUGACCCCUUCAGACUGAUACUUGUGACUUUGUGCCUUUACGGUGGUUCUAUGAAGUGCUCCUGUCCCACACUGUAAACUUGUGAAUGCUAGAUUCAUCACUGUUUGAAAUCUGACUUUUCCCAGGGCUCGAUAGGAUCCCCAGGAAUUUCAGGACUGCCGGGAAAAGCUGGGCCAGCGGUAAGGGCUGGGACAAUGAUAAGUGCUAAAAAACAGCUUGAUCACUGAAAAUGCCAGAAGGAACAUAACAAGUUUCACUCUCUGGUACGGUGUUUCCAGGGUGAAAAAGGAGCAAUGGGACCUGCUGGGCCCCCUGGUUAUCCAGGAGAACCUGUGAGUAUAAAACAACCCAGAAUCACAUCCUGAUGUCACAAGAAACACGUGCAAAAUCCCUUCCUUUGAUUUCAGGGCCUACCAGGGAGGGACGGAAAGGAUGGAUUUCCAGGGAUACCUGGUGAAAAGGUUUGUUCCUUUGUUGUAGCACUGAAUAGCAUGUUUCAAAGCUCAUUCAUGGUUCAGGGGAAUAAUAGAGGCAUGAGGUUGGCUGAGCACACAUAUUUAUUCCUAACAGACGUUUCUGCUCCCCAAAGUUGUGUUGUUGAUGUUUGGCAACCAUGGAAAUGCAGUCAUCCAGUGCUGGUGUCCCCCUUGUCUUUUUCCAAACUCAAUUUGACAUCUACAAUAAACACUAAAGGCAUUCUUUAUGUUUUAGAUAAAUGCCUCGGUAAUAAAUCCAUCAUGACACAGGAAAAAAUAUGAGACAAUGAUGUGUGUUAUGUGUCAAAUUAAUUGUUCGUCACUCAGACUUUGGAUCCCAUUGAAAUGUAAUAAUAAUGUUUGUGUAUUUCCAACGUAUUAAGGGAGAAGCUGGGGCUGGUGGUGUUCCUGGUGUUGAUGGAAGAGAAGGCCAUCCUGUGAGUCGUAAAUACAGAUUUUUUCAUUGUUCGUGUAAAAGCUUUUUGAACCAACAUCUGUGCAUCAGUUUCAUGUGAAAGUAACUAAGUGACUUCAAGACUGUGUUUGACAAGUUAAUGAAAGUACAUGAUCAGUUACAGCUACUUCUGUCAAACUGUAAGUGAAAAUUCACUGCUUUUUUUACUGCUUUUUGCUUCAAUAGUCCUAUCAAUUAAAGCUGUCCCGAUGCGAUAUUGCAUGUAUAUUGGAUAUCAGUCCAAUCUUAGCCAAUAAACAAAUAUCAGAUUAUAUUGGCCUGUAUCUCAAAUCUCUGAUAUCAGCACUCCGAUACAAGCAGUCCAUUCCAGACUCCGCUCCAGCAGACUAAACAGUCGACAACAGACCUCACUAUCAGUCUGUUCAGUUCUUCCUGGCUUACAGAUAGUGGAGCUGGCGGUGAUUUAAAAUCAAGCUUUGACUGUCUGAAUGGAGUGGCUCCAUUUGGUCUGCCAAGCUAACGUGAGCUGCACCUGGGUCACUGGUGUUUGCAGCACUGGACCCUCUGGCAACUAGCUUAGUUGAAGUGUUUUGUUUGGUUAGAUGCGCAAUGAAGGAAACAAAUGCUGGCAUCGAGACAAAAGGCUUACAUCUGGCCGAUCACCGGCCAUUCUGAGUGUUUAGAGUAUUAGAUAUUCUUUCUACCGAAACGCUGCUGUGCUGACGUAGGAAAACCUCGCCACUGAGUUGGACAAAUAAUCUUGCACAGUCGUCUUCGAUUUGAUGCAACAGGGUUAUUGAAUUUGAAAGGUAUGUCAGUACACCACCCGCAAUCAGGAUAUUAUCUGUACUGGCCCUGAAAAACUAAUAUCAGUCAGGCCCUACAAUUAGUUACGGCAAAAAGUGGUUGCAGUUGCAGGCACAUAUUAUCUGGUAACGUUGAAGUCACAAUACAAUAUGAACUGUAAGACAAACUGUUGUUAAUAUUAGUAAUGCUGUGAGUAACUAAACAGUAAAACAGGCUUGUCGCACUGUACAAGACCGGAUGUACAAAUAACGUAACUGUGCAUGCGUUACGUUCCUUUUACUGUACUUUGACUGCAGUGUGUGAGCAUACUGUCAGCAGAACGGAGAGUCCCCCUGACAGCCAGUAAAUUAGGGGUAUUUCCCUUGUAGUUCAUCCCAGGAUAACCCUGUUAUGUAACAAGCAGUCUCAUGCUAUAAUCCAAGGCAGUGAAAGUAACUCAUCGGGGGAAUGCUUUGGUGCUUUGGCAAUUCUGUUGUAGGAAGAAAGUGUUUCAGCUGGGAAGCCACCCCACUGAUCAUGAUUAUUAGUUUGGUCCAAAAAUUGUGAUGGGUCUUCAAAAGAUGACUCAGUUGCUCCACAAGGCUGUAAGCCAUGUUUCCCCAGCAGAACAAAAGAGUUAGCGGUGUUUCCAAGGAGACAGGGUUCACACUGGUGCUUCUCAAGUUAAAACAAGAUGAAGAUAGCACUCCAGUGCAGGCCCCAAGACGGGGAUUUCUACUAUACGUAGGUCAAGUGUGAGUGUCUGAGUGGCUCUCACUACCUUUCUUUUUCUCUGCCUGCCUGUCUAAUCUAUUCACUCUGCACAUCAUAUGUUACUCAAACUUAAGUUUGAGGCAACGAUUCAGCAUCUGCAAGCAUUUAUCGAUGAAGAAAAUAACUAAAACAAAAGACUGAAGAGGCUUCCUGGGGUGGUUCUGCUGCACAUUUUGAGCCACAGUCUUUAAGUGUCUUAAACCAUUUAUCUAUACAGUUGUAUCCACUUUCAGUCUUUUUUCAGUGCAACUGCUUUUGUAUUAUUGCAUUUGUUAGAAUAUAAAACAUGUGUGCAAAGCUCAACUGCAGGACAUACAAGUCAUCUAAGGAUCGUGUAGAGAUGAAACGCAAGUCAGUGUUUUAUCGUGCUAAGGUCAGGGUUGUUUGAAGAAGGAUAUAAUCUUCUUUUGUAGUGAUUGUAUUUACUGAAAGAUUAUUAACAAGAACUGAACCUCAGAAUAUUCAAAGUACAAUUCUCUAUGCUCUUGUUUGGCCAGCUGUGACAAGGGAGUCGACGUUUUAGCCGAAAUUUCAUGUUCACCCUGUUCAUCAAGUUCAUCACUUGCUUUUAUUAAGAAGCUGGCUGCAACUGUGACUGACACAAUGAAGUAAUUAUUUCACUGUGAAAGACAGAAAACUGGAAACAGAACAGUUGCAAACAAUUCGAUGGAAGUUCUACCCCUUAAAUAUACUGGCAGACAGUAAAGUCUGAUCUGUUUCCUUGCCCCCAGGGUAUGCCUGGAUUACCGGGGAUUGCAGGUCUGGAUGGGCAAAAGGUGAGCUCCUGCAGAGAUAACACAUUCCCCAAUACAUGUUUAAAAUAAGAUGGUUUUCCGUAAUUCUUAUGAUUAUGUUUGACUGAUGGGAUUAUGUGUUUUAAGGGGGAAGUUGGUUUGCCCGGGCCAAGGGGCUUCAAAGGAUCAACUGGACCACCUGUAAGUGAUGAGUUGAGCAGUUAAUGUAAAGGUUUAGUGCACACUGAAGUGUUGAAAGUUAUUCUUAAGACUCACCAAAACAAUUUCUGUUCUCUGCUUUAGGGUGAGAUGGGUUUACCUGGUGCACCUGGUUUGAGAGGACAGAUUGGUCCUAAGGUAAUCACUUGCGCCUGUUUUUGAAAGCCUAUUUAUGCCUUUUCAAACAGCUGCAUUGUAAGUGAUACAAAGCUGCAAUGACGAUAGAAGAAAUAACGUCUGACUCUUAUCCUACCAACACUCAUCGCAGGGAUUUAAUACAGUCUUUAAGAUGGAUUAGCUGUGCACUACAUUUAAUGUGAGUUUAUCCCCUUCUACAUCUCUGGGACUCACAAUGACUCAAACUGUAGCCCAGAGGAGUCAAUAAUGCAGAUCAAUCAACACUAGCUGGCAUAAGCAACAGACAAGCCACAGGCCGAGCCAUGUCAAGCACAAUGUUGUCAAGUAAAAAGGCUGCAAACAAGCAGAGCAGUUCGGGAUAGUGUCACGGUAUGACAUAACUAUUACCAAACCCUUUAUCGUCCUGCUCCAGGAUAAUUCACGGGGGGAGUGACAAUUUUAGUUUGGAAAAAAACUUUUGGAGAACAUUUAAAUGCAUAGAAAGCUGUUUGGCAAAGUAGUGCUGAAUGUUUUGUUCACGUAAUCUUUUUCUACAGCACAACUUAGCACGAGAAAGUAUUUCUUGGCCACACCAGAAGGGCUAAAUUAAGCGAUGAUUAAGCUCUUACUGCUUUCGUCAGUGGAAUCUUAGUGGAAACGUAAGCAGUCUGGGCUUGUCUGGUCUGGAGGCUCUGUCUCCUGAUCACUUUUCAUUAGCUGAUCUGCGUUUAACAGGCCAAUGUGUAUUGGUCAAUGGCACACGAGUGAAAUCCCACUUUUUGGACGGCCAGGCGAUACUCUGAUUUUAUGGCUGCACUUCAGAGAGCAAUUACUGAGGCUUGUUCAACUGGAAAUGAAAACAUAAGACUAGAAACAAUUAAAAAUGGAGCUGCAGCACAGCCAGACCUCAUGGACGUACACUGCAGUGUAGCUAUAUGAUAUGAUGUGGCUCUGAUUGUAUGUUUUUGUUAACAUAUCAUGUGUUUUAUACUUUUAUCAAGGGAAGUAAGGGCGAGAGUGGGAGCCCAGGAAUACAAGGAACAUCAGGACCUGCGGUAUGUAUUACUUUUGAUAAUCAAUCUGUUUUCAAAUAGGAUUCAGAUAAUUGGAUUACUCAAUAAAGCUACGUGCAAAUCUAUAUGUUCAGUCACAGGGUAAAAACAUGUGUUUUUAUAAGUUUUAUGUCAUUGUUGUAUGAAAUAAGUACUCCUGUUUCUAAUGACUGGUGUGUUACUGAAUACAAUUAAAGGGGAGUGCAGGAGAACCAGGAACUGCAGGUCAGCCAGGACACCCAGGCAUGCCUGGCCUUAAGGGCAGCAAGGUAAUUCUACUUUGAUGUUUUCUACCAGUAUUUCAGCACUGAUGUCUUCAACAGGAUGAGAGCUUUUACAUAUGUUACAUUUCAGAUAACUAAAACUCUAAAUUUUCUGAUAUUUACGUGUCAGGGUGAACUCAGUCUAGAACAAACAUGAAACGUAUGUCCUGAUAUUUGGUUAUAAACAUAAGCUGACUACAAAUUCCAGUUACACUAACUAAUAAACCUCUGUGUUCACCUUAGAUUUGCAGUACCAUGAGCUUUUGAGUCAAGAACUAUGGCUGUGUGCCACAGCAGUUUCAUUACUGUGGGUUAUUUGAGGCAUUUGUUCCCAGGAUGCUUUAUUAAACCAUACAUUAGAUAUGAAGCCCUUGCAUGCCAGGUCUAGAAAGAGUGUGCAAAUCUGUGUGCUUUGUUUGCAAACUUGUGUGCUCAAGUUACAAAUCUGUUCCCAUGAAUUUGGAGUCUGUGCUCAUGAAAUAUGACUCAGCCCCCAUGCAUGUAGAUUAAUAAAGUGUGUGAACGGAUUUUCACAUGGCCCUUUUUCCUCGUGACCUGAAAACUGGGGGCUUGAUAGUUAGAUGUUUUAACUGAGGUAAAAAAAAGUGUAAACGCACUUCUGCAAUAUACAUUUGCAAACUGUUUUUCUCGUCUUUGUUUUUAGGGACAAAGGGGAAACUCAGGUGAAAGAGGAGAGAUGGUAAGCCCAGAGUGGAAAUUGCACUAACAUCAAAGUUUACUUUGUCAUACAAAGCACAAAACACAAAACAAGUAAACCUGUCUCAAGCUGAGCUCAAUCAACAUCUCCCACUACGAGGUUGUCAGCACAUCACCUGUUUCAAACUAAACUUUGAGCAAUUUCUAACCAUUGGGAGUUGGAUAAGACUUCUAAAAGAAAUCCCUACCACACAUUGAUUUUAUUGGGUUUUCUGCAAUAUUUCAUCAAAGCCACAUUGAACGUUUUAGGAAAGUGAGUGGACCUUAUCUAGUUGUAGGAGAAUAUAGUUUAGUUGCUUAAUUUAGCACAUAAAUUAGAGUACUUCAAGACUCCAGUGGAAAUAGAGCCUCAUUUAUAGCAUAUUUUUCAUGGGUUUGGAAAACAACCAUGUGUCAGCUCAUCAUGUCCAUUGGAAGAGUAAUUGGAAAUCUGCUGCUCUGGCUUCCAACAUGGUUUUACGCUGAACUGAAUCAAUUUCAUGUCAUGCAAACAAAAUUACCCCUGGAAUGGAACAAGGAACCCUUGCCAUAUUUAUGUAAUCUAAUCUAAUGGGUGUUAAUGUGUUGCAUUUAAAACACAUUAACUCCCAUUUUCUACUGUAAAUAUGCAUCAAUCAUGUUUCAACUGAUCAUAAUCAUAACACACAGUCUAUAUUUUUGAUUUUGAGUACUUAAUACAGUAUAUACAGCAAGCAGCAGAAACCACUUUUAGAAACAGAGAUUUCACGAGUUUAUUUGAGGCUUUAAUCUUUUGAUUUCCUCAACAGGGAAGAAAAGGGGAAAAGGGAGAACAUGGUCGGCCAGGGGAGCGUGUAAGUUUGAGUUUUUGAUUGGUUGAGUGUUGUGCAUAUAAAAACUUCCCUCAAAAUGGUUUAUGUCUAUUUGUCUGUGAUGGCAGGAUACCUUGGAGACUGUAAUUUGCUUUUAUAUGUGGACAGCGCCAUCAAGUGGCUAUUAACUACAUUAAUUCUCCAAGUAUUAAGAUGACUGUUCCUCUAGUCUGUGAUGUGACAAAUUUAAUCUACCCAUUUCUUAAAUCGCUUGUUCUUAGACUUUUUCUUACAUCACUCCUUAUCUGAUUCUUACAAUAUUUUGGUACAGAAGAUAUUUGUGUUACUCAUUAAGGACAAAGUGUUUCCUUAGACAAAUUUGAGUCGCAUCAACUAUUACAAAUGUUCAGUAUUUUGCCCUACAGGUGGUGCUAUUUGUCUUUGACAAAUGUGAACAUUUUAAGGAUUUUGUGUUUGUUUUGGAGGUGUACUCACUUUGAACGUUUAUUCAUUUGAAUUAUUCUGACUUUCAUUGACAGGGGAUCCCUGGUCCACUAGGAACUAAAGGAGAGGUAUAUUAAGCUGAACACAUUAAUAACUGUCCCUCCAUCAAACCUGAACUGCUUUGUGUAUUGCUAACACUGGGGUGGUAUUUUUGCCAGAAAGGGACAGCAGGGGAUUCGGGGCAGAGAGGUCCAGAAGGUCAAGUGGGACGGCCCGGGCAAACGGGUCACUCAGGCCCACCUGGCCCCAGAGGUCUGCAAGGCGGUACUGGCCCACCUGGUCCACCUGGACCUGAGGGACAACCUGUAUGUUUGCUGAAUGCCAUGCCAAUAGCUUCAUAUUGAUAAUGUUUUAUAUCAUGUAAUUAUGUUUAGUAACAUAUCAAAGAGGAAAAAUCCCUCAAAACUCACAUGAUCCAUCAAUUUUAAUUCCAGGCAAGUCAAAUGUCAGACAGUCACAUUCGUCAGAUCUGCAGAGAGAUUCUUCAGUGUGAGUUUCUCUUUAGAUUGACUGAUGAUGUGUUCCUGUUCCUGUGUGUUUUGACCUGACAUCUAAAUUCUUUCCGUUGUUAUUCACCCUAGCUGAGCUGCCUUUGUUACUGCGGAGCAACCAGCAGGGCAGCUGUACAAGAUGUCACACCCGGCCUGGAUCUCCUGGUUCUCCAGGUGCACCUGGGUCCCAGGGACUCAGAGGUCUUCCUGGUCUAACCGGUGCCAGGGGACAGCAAGGUCACCCCGGUCGGCCAGGACACCCUGGCAUCAACGGGCUAAAAGGUAGAGCCAGCAUCAAAUUUGACAGUCUGUCAAAGGUUUUUUGUUAAAGCCCUUAGCAAGUAUUCCCCUAUAUUUGUAGGAGAACCAGGUUUCAAGGGUGAAAGGGGGAGUCCUGGAAGAAUCACCACUGGCGACCAAGGGCCACCUGGCCCCCCAGGUAAAAUAUGUGGAUAUUAAUUUAGCUUUAGUGUCUUUAUAUGGAGACUGAGGAACUGAGGAUAUUUAACCCCACCUCAAACAAAUGUCCAUGCUUCUCUGAACUGAUGAUGGCUUGAUAUCUUUAUCUCCCCAGGUCCAAUGGGUCCUCAGGGGUACGGUAAGCCAGGUCCUUCAGGUAAACCUGGGCCCCCUGGUCUACAUGGACCAGAGGGAAAAAGCGGUAACCCCGGCAUUCCAGGUCAGCCCGGGGUGUGUGAUCCAUCCAUGUGCUACAGUAGUAUGAUGAGGCGGGAUCCUUACAACAAAGGGCCAAACUAUUGACGUAAUGCAUCGUCUGAAGCUGUCACGGAACAAACAGA